This is a messenger RNA of Cuscuta campestris, 3781 nucleotides long. The record is from the annotation of a GenBank genome assembly. Lineage: Eukaryota; Viridiplantae; Streptophyta; Magnoliopsida; Solanales; Convolvulaceae.
UAGGGAAUAAUGAGAUGACGCAGGGGCUAUGGUUCGAAACCCUAGCUCCCGACCACAAGAUCUCUGAGGCGCGCGCAAUGCAACAAGCAGAUUCAACGAUGGAGAGGAGGAACGGAAAUGGCGAAGCUCUGAAGGUGCUACCACUGACCAGAAACUAGCGACGAGAAGGGACAAAAAGGAAAGCCAAAUCCAGCUUCCGAACAAACAUACAAGUGUAAAUGCGAAUGAAGACUACAGUUAGUUUGAUUGGUUUGUGCGUGCUGGAACUGCGUCGUGAGUACCUUAAGUUGGAAUUGUCGUGGCUUGGGCAAUCCACAAACCAUUCGCGAAGUGGUGGACCUGGUUUCUACAAAGAAGCCUUAUUUUGUUUUUUUUGAUGGAGACCAAGUCUGGGGGAGAACAUGCUGAAAGAUUGCGUGUUAGGAUUGGCUUUGAUGGGUUGUUCUAUGUUGAUAGGAUUGGUUUGAGUGGGGGACUUGUGUUGUUUUUGAGGAAGAAUAGUACAUCAAGGUUGAUUAGCUUCUCAAGGAAUCACGUGGAUGUUGUUGUCUGUCCCAGGGGUGAUUCUCCCUGGAGGUUAACUUGUUUCUAUGGUUUUCUUGAAAGGGGGUGAUGUGGGGCCUCUUGGGACCUUCUCCAGAGUCUAAGCUCUCGGUCUCCUCUUCCUUGGGCUAUUGUUGGCGAUUUUAAUGAUCUCUUUUUCCAGCAUGAGAAGCCUGGUCCACUCCCACACCUGGAUAGCCUCCUUAGGGGUUUUGGGGAAGCGUUAGAUCAUCGUGGUCUACUACAUGUUUCGACGGUGGGUUACCCUUUCACUUAGGAGAGAGGUCGGGGUACGGAAGCUUGGGUGGAGGAGAGAUUGGAUAGGAUGGUAGAAAAUGAAGACUGGUGCAGGGGUUUUGAGGAUGCUAGAGUUGUUAUUAUUCUAAACGAACUUCAGAUCAUUCUGUUCUCUUCCUCGAUGUUCAUGAACACAAAAAGGUGGUGGAUGAGGCAUUGAGGGAGCGGCGUAGGGGAGGUUUGAUGGAGUGUGUCCAGGGCUGUGGUACUAGUCUGAUGAGAUGGGGCGGUGAUCUGUUUUACUAGUUUGGCAAACAUAUUCGAGACUUGCAUAGGGAGCAGCUGAAGUGGAGAGGGCGUGGUGACCAAAGGUCUCUAGCAGAGUUUCGUCAGAUUGAUCUAAAACUCUGGAAGCUCAAGAAGAUGCAUUUGGGAGGCAACGUGCUAAACAACACUGGCUACGGGGUGCUGAUGCCAACACCCGUUUCUAUCACUUAUAUGCAUUGGCUUGUAAACGGAAGAAUACCUUCACAGGACUCAGAGAUAGCAUUGGUAAAUGGGUUGAGGGGGCUGGUAUUAACUCCGUUAUUCUAAAUUAUUUUGAAGAUAUUUUCUCUGCAAGUGGCCCUAGGGUGAAUGGUGAUGAUUUUCUCUCUACUAUCACACCCUGUUUAAUCGCCCCUUUGGGAGCGAGGAGUUCAAGUCUGCACUUUUUUCUAUGUUCCCCAACAAAGCCCCAGGCUGAUGGAAUGAACCCUGGAUUCUACCUACAUUUCUGGAAUUUAGUGGGAGGGGGUGUGACUGAUUUUGUUUUGAGUUGAUUGGACUCUGGCACUUGGCCGGUCGGGUUCAAUGAUGCUAAUGUUAUUCUCAUCCCUAAGAAGAAGGAUCCUCAAACUGUGUCGGAGUUUAGGCCUAUUGCACUGUGUAUCGUUGUUUAUAAGAUCAUGGCAAAAAUGUUGCCCAACAGAAUGAAGCCAUUCCUGGGUGGGGUGAUCUCGGAAUCCCAAAGUGCUUUUCUUCAUGGCAGGUUAAUCACUGAUAUAAUUGCAGGAGAGAUUGAUUGGUCAUUUCGUUCAUGGGAAGCAGUUGGGGAAGGUUGGCUGGGGGUGGGGGGGGGUUAUGGAGGGUUUUCCUUAAGUGUAUGUUGUUGGCACUUGGUUUUGGGGAAAGAUGGGAGAAUUCAAUUAUGAAAUGUAUCAUGACAGUUACCUAUCAUAUUAUGAUCAAUGGUGGCGUAGGUGGUCGUGUGACCCCCACACGUGAAUUGUUUAUUAUUUGUGCAAAGGGACUUUAUAUCAUGUUGCAGCAGGCGCAGUCUUCUGGUGCUAUUCAUGGCUGCAGGGUGGCCCAUGGAGCCCCCGCGGUCUCCCAUUUAUUUCUUUGCGGAUGAUAGUCUGUUGUUCUUUAAAGCUAACUUGCAGGAGGCUGAAGUGGUCAAGCAGUGUCUCCGUACGUAUGAGGAUCUGUCAGGCCAGGCUGUUAACUUACACAAAUGCAAUAUCUGUUUUAGUAAGAACACUACGGGAGCUCGUGGUGGUCUCAUUGCAGGCGUUUCAGGGGUGACUGGAACGGAAAAUGUUGGUAAGUGUUUGGGUUUACCAUCUUUUGUUGGGUGGAACAAGCGAGCGGUUUUCACCUAUAUUGAAGAGAAAAUUACACAGAGAAUUAGUGCUUGGAAUAAGAGGUUGCUUAGGAGGGAAGGCAAGGAGAUUCUACUCAAAACCAUAGCUCGAGCUAUGCCUACCUUUUCUAUGAGCGUGUUCCUUAUCCCAAAUUCUCUGUGCUCAGCUGAACGCACUAUGAGUCGUUUUUGGUGGGGCUAUGGUGGUUCCAAUGGUAGGGGUAUACAUUGGAUGGCUUGGUAUCACUUAUGAUGUGUCCCGAAGAAGUUUGGGGACUUGGGGUUCGAAGACCUUCAUGCCUCAAAUAUUGCUUUAUUGGGGAAGCAGGGAUGGUGUUUGCUUACAAAGCCCCAAUCCUUGGUGGUUAGGGUUUUUAAAGCAAAGUACUUUCCUAAAUCAUCUUUUAUUGAUGCUGCUGUUGGGAAUUGUCCCAGUUACUGCUGGAGAAGUGUUAUGGCCUCCCAUGAUUUGAUUUGCAGUGAGAUUCGACCCAGGAUUGGUGAUGGGGCUGGUACGCUUUUGUGAUAUUAUGCCACAGCAGCUUUGUGGGACUGUGUUGGCAGGGUUGAUUGACCCUUUUUCACGUACAUGGGACCUUCCGCUUUUUUCACGUACAUGGGACCUUACACAGAUUAGAAAUUCACAAUAGUAAGAUCUCUCCUAGCCGGUUGCUAUGUUUUUCCCCUCCCUGCUUGUCAGGGUCUCCCUAGGCGUCUUGCUGCUGGAUUGUGCAUCUCAGGUCUUAUCCCUCCCUGAUUGUGCACUUGUCGUCUCCAUUUGCGAGUGGUCUGCUUAUUAGGAGGAUUUUCCCCGAUUAUCAAAUUGUUGGAGCAAAUCUGAAUUGCGAUUGAUUGAGGAGGAGGGUGCAAUUGCCGAUCUUGGGUGGGAUCCAUAUGCGGGGUUGCCAAUUGACUAUUCAUUCUCCUCUGUUUAUCAUCUUCAGCCUUCUGUAUUAUCCAGGUGUUAUUUGAAACUUUGUUUUAUUGUAAGAAACUAAAGGUGAUAAAAAGGUGGUGUAAGAACUUCAUCUUAAGGUGGGUUUUGCAGGUGCUUUUGUUGUUGACAGUCGGGCAAGAGCGGGGGUUUGGCUAUGCUAUGGAGGACUAAUAACACAUCACAACUUCUCGCGUACUCUCGCUUUCACGUGAAGACUUACGGGCUUCUAUGGUAAACCAAGGCGUGUGGCUAGGAACAUUUCUUGGACUUAUGUGUUAAAAGUUGAGUAUGGACUUAUGUGUAAAAUGUUAUAUUCAAAAUAGAUGUAGUUCAAUAAAUAGGAGGACUAUUUUUUGUAGUGUUUGUCGCUUUCCCUCCCGUUCUUCUGUUAAUUCGUUGAACUCUUUUGAUUCAUCUAAUAAUCAAGGUGAGUACGUGGA